GUGGUGGGGCGUGACCAGGGUGGAGUCUCAAGGGGGAAGAAAGGGAGCACAAGACAUCUUGGUCCAGUCUUAGUCCCCAGAGAUGUCACCACCACUGGUGCUCUGCCUGCUGCUGCUGGGGACUUUGGAGCCUGCAGGGGCCACACUGAUCCGAGUCCCUCUUCGCCGAGUCCACCCUGGAUACAGGAUGUUAAGCUCAACGAUUGGAUGGGGACAGCCAGCAGAGCCUCGUGGGACCCCCACCCCUGGUCACACCUCCUUUGUGUCCCUCUCCAAGUUCAUGAACGUCCAGUAUUUUGGCGACAUUGGCUUGGGAACGCCUCCUCAGAACUUCACAGUGGUCUUCGACACGGGUUCUUCCAACUUCUGGGUCCCGUCCACGAGAUGCCAUUUCUUCAGUUUGGCCUGCUGGCUCCACCAUCGUUUCAACCCCAAGGCUUCCAGCUCCUUUCGGCCCAAUGGGACCAAGUUUGCCAUUCAGUAUGGGACCGGGCGGCUGAACGGAAUCCUGAGCCGGGACAAUCUGACCAUCGGGGGGAUCCACGGUGCCUCUGUGACAUUUGGAGAGGCUCUGUGGGAGCCCAGCCUGGUCUUUGCUUUCGCGCGCUUUGAUGGGAUCCUGGGCCUCGGUUUCCCAACUCUGGCUGUGGGAGGAGUUCAGCCUCCACUGGACACACUGGUGGCACAGGGGCUGCUGGAGAAGCCCGUCUUCUCCUUUUACCUCAACAGGGAUUCUGAAGGGUCUGAUGGAGGAGAGCUGGUCCUGGGGGGCUCAGAUCCGGCUCACUACAUACCCCCUCUCACCUUCAUACCAGUCACCAUUCCUGCCUACUGGCAGGUCCACAUGGAGAGUGUGAAGGUUGGCAAAGAGUUGACUCUCUGUGCCCAGGGCUGUGGUGCCAUCCUAGACACAGGCACGUCUCUCAUCACGGGACCUAGUGAGGAGAUCCGGGCCUUGAACAAAGCCAUUGGGGGAUUUCCCCUCCUGACUGGGCAGUACCUCAUCCAGUGUUCCAAGAUCCCAGAGCUUCCCCCUGUCUCCUUCCGCCUUGGUGGAGUCUGGUUUAACCUCACAGGCCAGGACUACGUCAUCAACAUUCUAAGGAGCGAUGUUGGCCUCUGCCUGUUGGGUUUCCAGGCCUUGGACAUCCCGAAGCCAGAAGGACCCUUCUGGAUCCUCGGGGACAUCUUUUUGGGGACAUACGUGGCUGUCUUUGACCGAGGGGACCAAAGCAGAGGCCCGCGUGUGGGUCUCGCGCGUGCUCAGUCUCGUGCCACCCAGCGGCCAGGAAGGGCUACACAGGCUCAGUUCCUCUGAGGACACUCUGAUUGGGAGGGGUCCAUUUAACACAGUCAUAGCGGCUUUACUUCUUUCCAAUAAAAAAGAAAAAAAU
Molecule: messenger RNA, 1394 nt
Organism: Acomys russatus (golden spiny mouse)
Lineage: Eukaryota; Metazoa; Chordata; Mammalia; Rodentia; Muridae
Gene: Napsa
Product: napsin A aspartic peptidase
Exons: 9
Coding region: 83-1318 (411 amino acids)
Biological process (GO): proteolysis
Cellular component (GO): lysosome
Molecular function (GO): aspartic-type endopeptidase activity
Source: RefSeq, a predicted model, not a curated record